AUGUUCCAGCCAACUUCUAUCAUAUUCUCUGUUGCGGCGGCUCUCCUCUCGGUUCCGGGAGCCAAUGCCAAUCCUCUUCAACCUCGCGACGAUUUGACGGCCACGGUGGAUCUCAGCACCACAAACGGCCAGCCGCAACAUUUGGCAUCGGGGUUUAUAUAUGGAAUCCCUGAUAACUACCCCAACCAAAUCCCCGAUCACUGGUACAGCGACAUUGACUUCAACUACGGUCGUGUCGGCGGAGCACAGCUGGGUGAACCGGCGCGAGGAUGGAUCUGGGGUAUGGACGAAUUCUCCGGAAGAGUCAAUUCUGCAUUUCUCAAUUAUGAAGUGUGCAGACAGUUUGACGCCAACGUCAUUGUCCUAGUCCAUGACAUUUGGGGGACAGACAGUCACAACAGCUCAACUGUGUGGCCCGGAGAUGAUGGGGACUGGACCGAUUGGGACUUAUAUGUGGCCAAUCUUCUCGAUAGCUUUGUCUCGAAUGACAUGCUUGAAGGCCUCGUCAUUGACAUUUGGAACGAGCCUGACCAAUCCACAUUUUGGCAGCGGGACGUGCAGCAAUGGGUUGACCUAUAUAUCAGGACGCACAAGGCAAUUCGAUCUGAUUCUCGCUUCGACGGCGUCAAGAUCAGUGGGCCAAGUCUUUCUGGCUUGCCCGCCAGCGACAACGAGUGGUGGACUACAUGGCUGCAGCAGAUUGCCGGAAACAGUACCGUGCCAGAUCAGUGGUCCUACCACAUGGAACACUCGCUGGCAAACGCCAACAAUGACCCUCUCGUUACCAAUGCGACCUUGGCUGCGAUGCUGGAAGAGUACCAACUUCCCGAGCGCGAAGUCAAUGUCAACGAAUACGCCAUUCUGGGGGAGAUGCACCCCUCUGGGUACGCGUGGUGGAUCGCGCGUCUCGAGCGCUACAACUUUUGGGGUCUCCUGGGAAACUGGGCGUCUGGCACGACACUUCAUGAUCUUUUUGCCAACCUCCUCACCAAGGAGAGCGACCCCGACGACUACGAGGCCACAGACUAUGUUGCAGCUCCAGGCUAUUGGGUGUACAAGUACUACAACGUCAACAUGACGGGGGAGAGGCUCGCGACCACUGGCAGCGGCGACUCAUACUUGGAUGUGUACGCAACCAGAGACGAGAGUACCGUUCGACUUUUGGUCGGCUCUCGCGUUCGCGAAGGCACCUGGACCGUCCAGCUCAAUAACUUGAGCAGUAUUGGAUACGAUGUUUCCGGGACUGUCUCAAUCAGCACCUGGGGUUUUGAUGGCGCCGACCUUUACACGGCGCAAGCGGCGCCCAGUUUCCGAAACACAUAUGACCACCGUAUAUCAAAUGACGCGCUGGCUUUCAAGAUAUACCAAAACGACAUUUAUACGGCUUGGGCGUUUGAAUUCGCUGUACUGAACUAA
Pestalotiopsis fici W106-1 is the source of this 1416-nucleotide messenger RNA. RefSeq lists its product as uncharacterized. Bases 1 to 1416 code for a protein of 471 amino acids. The record is from RefSeq and is a predicted model, not a curated record. Lineage: Eukaryota; Fungi; Ascomycota; Sordariomycetes; Amphisphaeriales; Sporocadaceae. The transcript has 5 exons.